ACUUGAUGUUAGGGAAAACGCGCGUCUCUACUCCCCGUUUCGAUUUACUAUCGUUAUCGAUUGUAACAACAGUUUGUUCGGUGUACACGUAAUCCCCAAUUUAUACUUGAAAGUGAAAUAUUUCAUGUUUUAACAUAAAACUCUGUGUCUGUGUUUUGGAUUUAAUAGAAAGUUACUUAUAAUCGAGUGGACAGAAAAAAGUAUAAAUCUUAUAUUUACAAGUUGUGCGCCAGUGACGACGGAAUAGCUGUAAGGUUGUUGUGAAUGCCGGGCCGCAUGGAUGGCGAGGCACAUCUGGCGUUCGCUCGCCGUAUUCCUGGCGGCCGCCACACUCGUGCUGGCUAAAUAUGCAGAGUUGCAGCCAUGGCGUGGCGCGGGACACCCAUUGUCACUUGCACAGGAGGCGGAAGACGAACGUCACGAUGCCGAGUUGCUGGCCGCCGUCAGGUCUUCAAUGCAACAAUGGGAACAAAAGCGGGCUCGUACAAGGAGUAAAAGAUCACAAGGCAGCGUUUGUUAUGGAGAAUUUGGGUGCUUUGAGGAUGCAGGCCCUUUCGCAUACCUCGAGACACUGCCCAGCCCUCCACAGGAGGUCGGCACGCACUUCCUCUUGUACUCUACUAUUAACAGAGGAGAUCAACCGUUGUUGGCGGUAUCGGCUAGCAACAUGUCGGCAGCGUGGGGUUGGGCCGCACGAGCAUUCGACUCCUCACGGCCCACACGCAUCAUAGUACACGGAUUCGGUUCCAACUGUGACAAUGUCUGGGUGUACGAGAUGCGCUCUGCUUUAAUGGCUGUUGAGGAAUGCAAUGUAGUAUGCGUGGACUGGGAAGGCGGCGCGUCCAUGCCCAAUUACCUUCGAGCCGCCGCUAAUACGCGACUCGUUGGUAAGCAGUUGGCAAUGCUGUUACAAGGUUUAGCAAAGCACAUAGAUCUGCGGUUCGAAGACGUGCAUUUUAUUGGAUUUAGUUUGGGCGCUCAUGUCGCCGGCUUCGCAGGCUCUGAACUUCGAAAUAUAAGCCGCAUUACAGGUCUAGACCCAGCAGGUCCGCUUUUCGAAUUCCAAGACCCGAGAGCUCGAUUGGAUCGCAGUGAUGCUAAAUUCGUAGACGUAAUUCAUUCGAAUGGUGAAACCCUAAUUCUAGGCGGGCUAGGCGCCGCGCAGCCUCUGGGUCAUGUUGACUUUUAUCCAAACGGCGGCAGAGUACAACAUGGCUGUUCUAACUUGUUCGUGGGCGCAGUGUCAGAUCUAGUGUUGCCGUGGGCGGCGCCGUCACCCGAAGGCCGCUCGUUGUGCAACCACCGUCGUGCCUACAAGUUCUUCACGGAUUCAGUCUCACCUAAAUGCCACUUCCCUGCUUUUCCAUGUACAAAUUACGACACUUUCUUAGAGGGUCGAUGUUUCCCUUGCGACUCACAAAGGCGUUGCGGCAACAUGGGCUACUACGCCGACCGAUCACUCGGUCGCGGCCAACUGUACUUACUCACCAGGGAAGAGGAGCCUUUUUGUGCCCACCAGUACUAUGUGUCGGUGUGGGCGGGCAGCGAGACGGGCGAGAAGGUGAACUACGGCAGAGUGACGCUCACACUGCACGGAGACACGGGCCUCAAUGAAUCCUUCCCUAUGACCAAACGCGAGGAGAGAAGCGUAAGUGCUGGUGCCAACAUGAGCGUGGGCGGUGCGGGGUCGCACGCUCGAUUCACGCGUGUGUUGGUCCCGCACCCGGCGCUAGGAGUGCCACUACGUGCAUCCCUACACUACGCCGCAUACUCAGGGUGGCUCAGUGCCGGCGCUAACACCAUUCUACUCGACAAACUGCUCAUAGCUGACAGCUUCGCUAAGACAUCCUCAUUCUGUAAAAAAGGGAUGGUACUUCAUUCUGAUGAAUCUAUCGAACUACCGCUCUACCCUGGGGACUGCCAAAUACAAGAAGACGUUGAUACACCAAACGCGACAAGCAAUGACAAUACAAUUCAAGAUAAUGUAACGAACAGACCAUUAGUAGAUCCUCUCGAUAAUGAGCUGCCGGAAGACACACCGCAGCGGCCUUUCGCACUCGUCGAUACUUACGAAUUCACCGGCGGAGCUGACAGUGGUCGCGCUUUCGGGAUGACCAAUACCAAAAUAGCCGCGAGUGGACUUGUCGAAAUCGCAGAACCAGUCUUAAAACCGCGACCUCGGAAAACACCACGACAUAAAGCGGAUUCACCCGACGAUUUGCCUGAAAUAUCAGAACCUCUAUUGAGAGCUACGCAACCUCCACGCCCGACUACUCAGCAGCCAUUAAGAAAAGGAAAGAACUACGACAUGUCUACGACGCCAACUUACGAAGCUAUGUCGUGGAGCGAUAAAACUGAGGAGGAAUCCAGUUUCGCAGUUCAAUUUUUACCGGCGCGAUUGGCAUCCUUUAUUUCGAGGGCUGAAAGGUACGCUCGAGAUACUCUCCUACCUUUGGUGUCAGCAUACGCACCUCGAUUGCCCAUUUUCGGAUCUAGAGAAGUUCCUAAACCAACUGCUAGGUAUAUACCUAUGGACGAUUUAAAUGUUACAAGUUCGGUACCUGUACCAACUCCUACAUUGGAAAUGAAAAUAGAGUCACUCCGAGCAGUAGGUCCACCUGGAGAAAAGAGAGACAUGGAAUCGCCUGAAGAUCCAGAUAUUCCUGUUGUGAUAUCAACUACAACUACCACUACUACAACGACAACACCAUCGACUACCACUGUGGAACUUCGGGCAGCACCUACAGAAAUGUUGAAGGUGGUGAAUGGACCCGCUGCGUCCACUAGCACGGCAUUACCACCGAUGGCUUUAAGAAGUGAAGGGCAGAAAAUUGUGAUAGUAUACCCGAGCAACGCUAGAGAUGAGCGAAAGAUUCGAUCGCAUUCAUAUCCAGAGGAGCUUCAGUUUGAAGCGUUGUACCGUCACACAGCGUCGCCGUCCGAAGUGCGGGUGGAUUUGCCUACAUUUAGCCCGCCCACGUCAACUGCUGAGCCUAGUUCCACGUCACCCACACACACCGCUGAUGCUAGAUACAUACCGGUAUUAUAUCAAAAGCCUGAUGAUAAAUUAACGGAAUCUAAUUCUUACCCCACAUGAAAGACAUUUUUUAGUUUUUAUCGAAUUUAUAUUUUGCAUGGUGUAAAUAAUGCCAAGAUGAUGAUUGUAAAGAAAAAUUACAAAUUACUAAUGUAAUUGUAUACUAUCUCUGUGAUCUGUGUUGUAGUUACUUCUCCUACAUCAUUAAAAUAAUGUAUAGUAGGAAAUUUAUUUUCCGCAUCCAUGCCGUCCAGUGUAUAGAUUGUAAGUCGUAACAUUGGUAUUUUUUUAAACUAAUGUCAUGUAAAUAAAUCUAGAUUUUAAUUGAAUUUAUAAUAGGAUAGAAUUUUUUGUAAAAUAAAAUAUUUAUUACGUCAUGUCCUUAUUUAUUUUUAAAACUUAAAAUAUUACUUUUUUGGCCAUAAAUCAACAUUGCUUGGAAUUGAACGGAAUGCUCUGCAUAAUACAAAAUUAGAAAAUGAUUACACAAUCCAAUUUAGAUGAAAAUAGAAUUAGUUGUACCUAGUAAUCAUAAAGUUAUAUCCUAAUCUAGGUACUUAGUGACAAAAUUAAUGUAAAAUAAAAGUAAAUGUGUAGACAAUAACAACCGAGACUCGAGACUUAAAGUCUAAAUUAUCGUGCAUCGCUCGAGGCAUGACAGCAUCUAAACCGGCUUUACAAAUGGCACAAAUUAAUGCACGGUUCAUGGAGUCGGCCAGCAGUGUCAAAUCGUGUUUAAUUUUAAGGUGGAUUUAGACUAGAAGAACAUAGACUAAGAAUGUAG
Achroia grisella is the source of this 3821-nucleotide messenger RNA. RefSeq lists its product as uncharacterized. Gene Ontology annotation, molecular function: lipase activity. The transcript is spliced from 14 exons. The record is from RefSeq and is a predicted model, not a curated record. Lineage: Eukaryota; Metazoa; Arthropoda; Insecta; Lepidoptera; Pyralidae. Gene Ontology annotation, biological process: lipid metabolic process. Bases 281 to 3097 code for a protein of 938 amino acids.